Molecule: messenger RNA, 880 nt
Organism: Paramecium pentaurelia
Lineage: Eukaryota; Ciliophora; Oligohymenophorea; Peniculida; Parameciidae
Source: the annotation of a GenBank genome assembly
UAUGUUCAAUAAGGUUUAACCUAAAUAAAAUACCGAGGAAUCAUAAAAAGUUUAAACUAUAACAGAAGCAAUGCAAAAAUAUGAUGUUAGAUUCCCUGUUCCUGGUAGUUAGAAUCAAACAGGAUCUUUUUUGGCUAUUGAUUGUGAAAUGGUUGAAUGUGAAAAUGAGAUUGGAGCUAGUGUAUAAAUGCUUGCUAGGAUUACAGUUGUUAAUUAUAAUGGUUAUGUUGUUUUGGAUCAAUAUUAUAAACCAAGAUUUAAGGUGAUAAAUUAUAUUACACGAAUUUCUGGGAUAACUCCAUAAAUAAUUAAAGAUAAACCAGUUUAUAAUGACUUUGAAAAAUAAAAGCUUUAACUUUUAUUCAAAGGUAAAUAUAAGCAAUUAUUUUAUAGAUAAGACCAUAAUUGGACAUACUUUGAAAAGUGAUUUUGAUGCUAUGGAAUUUAAUCUAGAGGAUUACUAAACCAGAGAUCUUAUGAAAGUGGACUUUUUAAAAUUAGAAGAAGGAUCAAGUAAUAUUAUUAAUAAUAUGAGGGUUUAAAAAAGAUGUGUUUGAAGUAUUUGGGUCAAAAUAUUCAAUAAGGAUAACAUAGUUCUGAAAUUGAUGCAAGAGCUGCCUUAUUUAUAUUCAGAAAAUUUAGAAAUGAAAUCAAUUUGUAUUAUAAGUAAUUAGAUUGGGAGAAGGAUAAAUAAAAAAAAUAGAAUUCAAAAAAUUCAUAAAAGAAUUCAAAAAAUUUACAAAAAAGAUCAUAAAAGUAGAUAUAAAGUAAAAAGGUUGAAAACAAAAGAUAAUAAAGUGAGAAACCUUUGGUAGAAAAUGAUAAAAAAAAGCAAAUUUAAAUUUUAAAGAAAUAAAUAUCAAAAAAGAAAAGUUCAUGA